Messenger RNA from Heterocephalus glaber (naked mole-rat), 1561 nucleotides. It is a transcript of the gene Kdelr3, whose product is annotated as KDEL endoplasmic reticulum protein retention receptor 3. Gene Ontology annotation, biological process: protein retention in ER lumen. Gene Ontology annotation, molecular function: ER lumen protein retrieval receptor activity. Gene Ontology annotation, cellular component: membrane. The record is from RefSeq and is a predicted model, not a curated record. NCBI's taxonomy places the organism in Eukaryota, Metazoa, Chordata, Mammalia, Rodentia, Bathyergidae.
GCGGGCUGGGCCUGGGGGGCUGCGAGGCCGCGGCCGGGGACGUGGCAGCCGCCCUACGCAUCAGAAAGUUCCCUGAAAGUUCGCUGCUGGGCACGCACAGGACCGGCGGGCUGGGCAAUGAACGCGUUCCGAAUCCUCGGCGAUCUGAGCCACCUCCUGGCCAUGAUCUUGCUCCUGGGGAAGAUCUGGAGGUCCAAGUGCUGCAAGGGCAUCUCUGGGAAGAGCCAGAUCCUUUUUGCCCUUGUCUUCACCACCAGGUACCUGGACCUCUUCACCAACUUCAUUUCCGUCUACAAUACAGUAAUGAAGGUAGUUUUUCUCCUCUGUUCCUAUGUCACAGUGUACAUGAUCUAUGGGAAAUUUCGUAAAACGUUUGACAUUGAGAAUGACACAUUCCGCCUGGAGUUUCUUCUGGUCCCAGUCAUUGGCCUUUCCUUCCUGGAGAAUUACAGUUUCACACCACUGGAAAUCCUCUGGACCUUUUCCAUCUACCUGGAGUCAGUGGCCAUCCUGCCCCAGCUCUUCAUGAUCAGCAAGACUGGAGAGGCUGAGACCAUCACCACACACUACCUAUUCUUCCUGGGGGUGUACAGGGCACUCUACCUGGCCAACUGGAUCAGGCGCUACCAGACUGAGAACUUCUAUGACCAGAUUGCAGUGGUAUCUGGGGUAGUGCAAACCAUCUUCUACUGUGACUUCUUCUACUUGUAUGUGACCAAAGUUCUUAAAGGAAAGAAAUUAAGUCUUCCAAUGCCAAUUUGAAGGCCUUCAAAGAUGGUCUAUACCUUAACAAGGACAGUGAAAGAAUCAUUUUGAUUCUUUGGUGAACUUACCCACGACUUGAGAUCACAUGAUAAAGCCAGAAAAACACUUGGUGUGGAUUUCAGCAAAGAACCUGUUAUUCCACCUACACCUCAUCAGGAGGACUUCCCUUAAAUCAACAGAGGUGACGAAAAGUGGAGGCCAACUACACAAGUCUGAGGCCUAAACAUCAACUGGAAGGAGAAACCUUAGGGUGCCUAACUAACCCACUAACCCAUCAAUGGAACAGUAAGACUCAUGUCAAGGCCCAACCUAGAAAUGUCCCCGUGUGCACAAGAAUGCCCCAACUGAAGAUUGGCUGAAACAUUAGGGGCCAAUUUUUAGGCUAAUUUUCACUUGUCAGGUAGACCAAAUUGAGGUAGUCAGGAUACAAAGGUGUUAAUAAGAAUGAAAUGAUUAUUUUACUUCUGCACUGCUUUCAAGCCACAAGCAAACCAAAUUUACUAGCUUUGGCAGGAAAUGACAUAAUUUGUGCCUCACCUUUAAAACUGGCUUGAGUCCUCAUUGUGGCUCACAUGAGCCCUGUCCUUAGUACCUUUAUGCCAGAACCCAGCUUAGAUGGCACCAUUGCCAUUAUCACCAUUUUACUGAUGAGCUGAAGAUACCAACCAUUUACCUACCAGGUACCCAGCCCUAUUAAAUGCUUGCACUAAAACCAAUGAUCCCCACUUCCUUUCAGUUUUAGGUGCUAAUGAAGUAGCAAAAGUUUUGAGGAAUAAAAAAAAAAGUUCACACCUUA